GUGGAAGCAACUGCUCGGGAGCGAGGAUGACGAAGCUGAGCGAGUUGAUGCGCAUGGGGGUAGCGAAACGAACGAUGGCGCUAGAGAACAUGGGAAUGUCCAAGGGAAAGUCGCUUGCUGCUCUGGAUGACGAUCCCAUGGACGUCCCCAAGCUUAUUGCCCAAGAAACGAAGAAGUUCAAAUAUCGCACCGUCGUGAAUAUUGUGAAAGUCAUUCGUUGCUCGUAUGUGGAUUCCAAAGCAUGCAUGGAACGACUACAAAACGCGAACGUUGGACGAGCACUGCUGGAAUCCCUUCGAGCGAUGUCUAAAGACAAUGAAGACCAAGCUAUGGAGGGAUUGCUGUCAAGCACCGCAGACCUGUUCGAAUGGGACUUUUUCGCCAAGAGCGAGCGACGGUUGUUCAUUGAGGAAAUCUUUGCGAUCAUUCACACCCGAUACACGAGCUGUGGAUUGCUUUUGACGGAGGCGUUGAGCGUCAUUAUGACGAUGUUCACGACGGAUAGUGAAGGCGUGCUGAGUGAACUUCGGGCCAGCCGAAAGUGCCUCCCGUUGUUUUUUCAGAUCGUUUGCAACAUGCCCAAGACAAAGAGCUUUCAUUUCCAAGCACUCCUCGUGGAAAUUGUUUACCGCAUCUUGCGCAUGCUUCGAAAGUCAACGAUCAAGAAGGACCAGGAGCUCACUCAAAAAAUACUCGAGUCCCUUCCCCCAAUAUUGUCUCAAGGCAUUCAAAGUGUCCCUCCCAAGGAAUUUCGAGCAGGCACAAGGCAACUGCUCAACCAAUUCAACAAAGUUGUGGGGGUGGUGCAGUCCUUCCCCAUCAAGGCACUUGCUUUUGAGUUCAAGUCGAACAAAUCGAUCACCAUGGACGACGUCCAGUGGUUUGAUAUGGGCGGCAUGACGUUUGAGGUCGAGAUUGCAAUCAACAUCGCCGACGAAGUGGUCCAAGGAAUUGCCAAGAUCCAUUGCUCCAACAUUGAUGGCUUCGCGACUGAAGGGACGUCUGCGAUCAAGCUUCACAUCAACAAAUCCGUGUCCCUGGCCGAUGUUGCCCCAAAUGUGAACGAUUCGGAAUGGGGAGACAUUCACGGACUCGUUGCCGUGUUGCGGGUCGAUUCUGCUAUUUUUGAGAACAUUGUGCCGACGUUGAAACUGCGAUUCAAGAAGAUCGAAAAGGAGGUUGCCACCACGUCGAUUGCCGUCGAAACGCAGAGCAAGCUAUCUACUGCUGCGGAAUCAUCCAAAGCCUUCUACAAGCUCAUGGCUGAUGCCAAAACCAAGCAAAAACCACACGAAAGUGCACGACCUCAACCUUCCGGAUUAACGGCUGGUAAUCGGGCUACCAAAAAGCAGGAGGCUGAUACGGUAACAAGUCGGGCCAUCAAGGCGGAGGGCAUCAAAGAAGCCAACUUUGCUUCAACAACCAAAACCAAACAAGAUCAUCCCAAGGGGACACAACGCAAGCGGGCUGCAGAUCGCCCGGUGCCUAAGCAGACGCCAAGUGUGCAAAUUCCACCUCGACAGGCGACGGAAAGCAAACCCAGCCGGAUUAAGCGCGAGCGUCAAGACGACCAAACAUGGGACUUUGAACGGACUGACACUCGACCGAAGAACGCUUACAAGAAGCAGAAAUCGCAAAAGGCGACCGUGGAAACCAGCUCCACGACAACGACGACAACCAAGUCGCCUCCAGUGAACCGAUCGCGCAUGGCGUUGUCCAAACCGGCCAAAGCGGCCGCGUCAAUUCCAGCGCAUGCGUGGAAACAAGAGUUGAUCACACAGCACGAUGCACCACAAAGCCACCGGUUCACGUUCAACCCAUCUAAAAGCGUCGAAGACGAUGCCAAAGAAAUCCAGCGAGCAAAGCAACCACGCGCAACGACAUUGACGACGAAAUCCUCUUCAACCAACUCCCGUCGCCCGGCUUCGGAUAAGUUUGCCAUGCGCAAACCUAGCCAGGAAAAAGUAGUACCCCCACCAGAAAUCAACAGCUCAAGUGUGGAUGCUUCGGCACGAUUCGCGGUACCGUUGAAGUCAUCCCAUGACGAGCCUGACCACCGCGGGGGCUUUAAAAGUAAACCGUACGAAGGAACGAACGGGCUGCAUGCAGUGAUGGAAAGUCUCGACAACUUUUCGAGCGAAAUCAAGCACCAGCAGAUGGAGUACGAACGAGCACAGCCGGUGUCUCCAUCACAAUCCACGGCCAGUGGUGGCGACAUGGAGAUUCAAUCGACGACGUCCAGUCAAUCGUCGUGCAAGGCGCCAACUCCGCUAAAGGCAUUACCAAGCUACCACGUCAUAGCAGCGUCACCACGGCAAAAACGACCUUUGACGCACACGCAACGACAAGAAGCGACGAAAGUGCAACCCACACUGUCCCCACAAGAUACACAAAUAGACUUGUUGGACAGAUUCAAAGGCCUGGCCGACGCAAUAUUGGACCAGCAAGAGCGAUAUCGCCACAGCCAGCUUCAACACGUGGUCCAGCACAACGUGGACAAGUUUGAGAAGUCGCUCGGUGAAUACGCCAACACAUUGCGCGCUCGUGUAGGCUUCCAUGCAAUCGAAGCAGCGUUUCAGGAUGCCGCGACGCAGCAUCGCGCACAAGUCGAGGCGGUGAAGUGUAGUUUGGACGAAACCCUCUUCACCGUGGAAGGAAGCGAAGUUGUGGACGAAGAGCUGCUUUCGGACUGCGCCACGUUGAAGCAAUUUGUCAUGCAAAGUGGCCGAAGCAUGCUGCAAGAUCGAAUGAAAGCACUGAACAAGAAGGUGGAGUCGUGUCGCACCAAACGAAAGCACCAAAUGCAAACCAAGUUGAAGGACAUCAAGGACAAGUUCAACUCGAACGACCUGCUCGCCAUGCAGACCCUUCUCGGCCGCAUUUAAU
Messenger RNA from Aphanomyces astaci, 2886 nucleotides. RefSeq lists its product as hypothetical. The transcript has 9 exons. Bases 27 to 2885 code for a protein of 952 amino acids. The record is from RefSeq and is a predicted model, not a curated record. NCBI's taxonomy places the organism in Eukaryota, Oomycota, Saprolegniomycetes, Saprolegniales, Verrucalvaceae.